CCUACCGCCAUUGCUCACUUCCGGAGAAAACGAAAACGUAAAAACAAUGGCAUCACAUUUUAGAGACAGUUCCCCUUUGGACUGCAAAGUAUACGUGGGAGAUCUUGGUACAAAUGGCACAAAACAUGAGAUAGAAAGGGCUUUUAGUUACUAUGGCCCAUUACGCAAUGUCUGGGUUGCAAGGAACCCGCCUGGUUUUGCAUUUGUGGAGUUUGAAGACCCAAGAGAUGCAAGUGAUGCUUGUAGAGGCUUAGAUAAAACCAAAUUAUGUGGCGUUGAGAUUCGAGCUGAACUCUCCUCUGGCAAAAGCCGAUGGGCAAAGUGGGGUCGUCCACCACCACGCCGAUCAUUCUCUGAGGAACGUUGCUACGAAUGUGGCAAACGUGGACACUUUGCCAGAGAUUGUUACUAUGCCCGAGGAGGAGGUGGUGGUGGUAGUGGUAGCGGGGGUGGGGGUGGUCCUCCUUAUGGGAGAAGCCGUGGAUAUAGUAGUAGAAGACGAUCAAGAUCUCGUUCUCGAUCCCGAUCGCCAUAUAGGAGGAAUCACAGUCGGAGCAGAAGUCGUAGCAGAAGCCGUAGCCCAAGUCGUGAUUGAAGUCCUGGAAAAUAAAGAACCAUGUUAGCACCAUUUUCACUUAAAUGGGAUGGUCACUAGACAAAACAAAAAAAAUGUUGUUUUUAUUGGUGUU
Messenger RNA from Saccoglossus kowalevskii, 689 nucleotides. RefSeq names its product serine/arginine-rich splicing factor 3-like. Gene Ontology annotation, molecular function: zinc ion binding; RNA binding. The record is from RefSeq and is a predicted model, not a curated record. Lineage: Eukaryota; Metazoa; Hemichordata; Enteropneusta; Harrimaniidae.